AUGUCGACCACCACCCAAACCGAGACCCAAUCUAAAUUCGCCACAACCAAAGACUCCCCCAUCCCACGCGGCGAGACCAAAUCCAAACUCACCUUCUACGCCCCUCCAUCCGACGGCAGCAAACCCUGGAACUACGUCGAAGCCCCGCCAGCCGGCUCACCACAACGCAACUUCGGCGAAGACGAACACGAAGUCACCAUCACCGACAUCCGGGGCCGGGAAAAGGACUUCGAUAUCAACACCAACGGCUUCGGCGUCCUGCAGAAUGUGGACAGUGAGAUGCAGUACGAGCAAUGGAACGACGACGCCCGGGUGAAAGACGUCUACUACAAAGAAGUAGAGGACUUGAUGAUGAAGAAUGUGCCGGGUGCGAACCGAGUCUUCAUCUUCGACCACACCAUCCGGCGCUCAGAUCCGAAUGCCCAUCGUGCACCGGUGAACCGAGCCCACAUCGACCAAACGACCGCCUCAGCCACAGCCCGUGUACACCACCACAUGGGCUCCGACGCCCCUGCCCUCCUCCAAACCCGCUUCCGCCUAAUCAACAUCUGGCGGCCCCUCAACGGCCCCGUCGUCAGCAAACCCCUCGCCUACGCCGACUCCCGCUCCGUUCCAGACAGCGAUAUCGUGGGCGUAGAACACAGAUACCCGGACCGCACGGGCGAGACGGCAGGGGUCAAGUACACGGAGCAGGGGAGGUGGCAUUAUUGGAGCGGGAUGGGGAAUGAGGAGAGGAUAUUGCUGCAGUGUUUUGAUUCCAAGGAUGGGGCGCGGACGCCGCAUAGUGCUUUUGUGGAUCCGAGGACGGAGGGGGAGGGGUGGAAGGGGAGGGAGAGUAUUGAGCCAUCACCCUCCUUUCCAUCUUACAAGGAACUGGGCCCCGAAGAACCCCAACCUCAGUCGUUGAUUGCCAAGCUGUAA
Recurvomyces mirabilis is the source of this 921-nucleotide messenger RNA. RefSeq lists its product as uncharacterized. NCBI's taxonomy places the organism in Eukaryota, Fungi, Ascomycota, Dothideomycetes, Mycosphaerellales, Teratosphaeriaceae. Gene Ontology annotation, molecular function: oxidoreductase activity. The coding region runs from base 1 to 921 and encodes 306 amino acids. The record is from RefSeq and is a predicted model, not a curated record. The transcript has 2 exons.